GAUACGACCGAUAGUUUCGCGAUACAAGUUACAACAAUAAUGAGUCACGCUUAUUCGUUGUUAUCACGAGGAAAAUGUAAGGUAAACUCGCUCUACUCUCACGGUCUUCCGCGACGUCUACUCAAGUAUAAACAUAUACAUAUAUCUUUUACUCGUGUUGUCUGAGUCGUCGAAGAUGGGUGUUAAAUUUGAAAACGAAUUCUCUGCUGUCAAUUGCUUAGAAUGCAAUUGGGUGCGAUAAACUGUACGUUGUAUCGUCAGUUUCUAGAAUGAAAAAAGAAAAAAGAAGAAAUGUAAGUAAUGUGACCGCCCGUAUAUUAAAAGUUUCAAGUUUUCUUGGAAAUUCUAUAAUCGAUACGUGCCGUGCGCGGGAGAGUCUUCGCAAAAUGAAUUCACAGAACGUGCUUGUCAAUGGGGCUUGUCAAUCUACGACUUCUACGUAAAUAUCAUCCCUGUCUUCUAUGAGAACCGCGUGUCACUCUUUACCCGUAAGGAGACAUACUGCAAUUGCUGUGAGAAACUAUCGUAAGGGUAUAGCAUUUCUAUUUUAUAUUAUGUGUGUACAAUAUAUAUAGAUAUAUAUUGUAUGAUAUGUGUUUGAGAUCUCAGGCUAUUUCUCAUAGUACCAUGGGAUGAGGACUUGAAUGAAACGAGAGGACUUUAGCGACAAAUUUUAAAUCAGUCGUUCAUGCGAGGUCAGAGACGAAGGAUCGCCUGCGAGCUAUGGAUACCGUUAUUUGGGAUCAUCAUUAUGACAUUGUUAAAAGAGUCUCAUCGUUGGCUGGCCAGUGGCCUUACCAGAGACCAAAAACAAGAUUGCUCUGUGUCGGCUUGGUGACCCUGAGCACAUUUUCUAUGAAUGUUCCACAGAUGGCCAGAUUUGUAACAUGUGACAAAGACUUGCAAUGUAUUUUUGAAACCAUGACAUCAUUUAUGUUAGCAACCAUGAGUUUGGUGAAACUGUACACGUGCUACCUUAAUCGUUACAAAAUGAAAGAGCUCACCGAUCAUUUGUUUGUCGACUGGAAUGCACUGGAAACGUCAGAAGAGUACAAAAUUAUGACGAAAUAUGCCAAGAAUGGCAGACGAUAUUCCUUGGGAUACUCGUUGUAUUGCUUUGUAGCCCUUUGUCUAUUUUUGUCAAUGUCUCUCAUACCGCAAGUGUUGGAUGUUGUACUACCUCUCAACAAAUCCCGCCCUAUUCUACUGACGUAUCCAGGAUAUUACUUCGUCGAUGAAAGAGAAUACUUCUUCUACAUCUUCUUGCAUGCUGUCGUAGCCUGGGAAAUUGCUAUAACUGGAUUAGUCGCCCACGACUGCAUAUUUGUUACUUACGUUGAACAUGUUUGCAGUAUGUUUGCUAUAGUCGGAUUUCGUUUUGAACAUUUAUUUUGUAAUCAAUGCAACAACCAAGUGAAAACUAUUGAUACUGAUAAUACGAAUGAUACACCCUGCAAAAGAGUCGCGUUCAUUGUGCACGCGCAUCGAGAAGCUUUAAGGUACGCGCAACUUCUUGAAGAUACCUUUAACGUACCUUUCGCUAUGCAGAUACUGAUAGUGACGAUAGGGAUGAGCAUUACAUUGCUACAAAUGAUGCAGCAGAACGACAGCAGCAACUUUUUAGAAACAAUGAGGUACGCGUUGUACGUCAUUGGUGAACUGAUACAUUUGUUCUUUCUCAGUUUCGAAGGGCAAAAGCUGAUAGAUCAUAGUCUUCAGAUACGCGACAAAAUGUAUAAUAGCUGUUGGUACAAAGUAUCCAUCAAGUCACAAAAAUUAAUUAUAUUGGUGAUGAUAAGGGGUCUUCGAUUGAGUUUCUUAAGCGCCGGCAAAGUUUACAUUUUCUCUCUGGAGAGCUUUACUACGGUUCUACAAACUUCAAUGUCAUACUGUACGGUACUCGCGUCCUUUCAAUAGCUGCUGCUUUCAAUACGUGCCAUUCGAUUAAUUGCACG
This is a messenger RNA of Temnothorax curvispinosus, 1955 nucleotides long. RefSeq names its product odorant receptor 94b-like. Bases 724 to 1917 code for a protein of 397 amino acids. The record is from RefSeq and is a predicted model, not a curated record. Lineage: Eukaryota; Metazoa; Arthropoda; Insecta; Hymenoptera; Formicidae. The transcript has 9 exons. Gene Ontology annotation, molecular function: odorant binding; olfactory receptor activity. Gene Ontology annotation, cellular component: plasma membrane. Gene Ontology annotation, biological process: detection of chemical stimulus involved in sensory perception of smell; sensory perception of smell.